AUGGCCCCCAGAGGAAUAUGCUUCGAAUUUGCUGCCACAGGAUGUUGCAAGCGCAAGCAAUGCAGAUUCAUUCAUUCGGCACCUGGGAGCGACCAGGCUCCCCCUCCCGAGGAAUCAAAUCGGCGUGGUAACUCUAAUACGUCCGGAAGACAGCAAAUUCUCUCGAUCUCGGAAAAGGAACGUCAAGAUUGGAAGAAGAGUAUGCCGUCGGGCUCGACACAUCAUCCCUUGCUUCUCUUCAAACUGGGGUCUUUCUUCCAGGAAGCCAGGCGGCUUUUGGAUGGGGAUGCCGGUGUUAAUCAACCUGUGGUCAAAACUUUAGCCCAUGAGGAUGGGUUACGAUGUAUUCGCGAGCUUGUCGAACAAGACUUUAAUGGCAUGCCUAAUAAUCGAAAGUACGCCGUGUUCUCCACGCAGGUAUUGCCAUUCCUUGAGACUGUUACGCAUCCCAAUGUCUUGUCCUCCUUGGUACUGGAGAGCCCUGUGGGAACUAUCUACAAUGCCCUCUCUGGGCUCAACGGCGACAGAGCAGCCAAGAUCCUCGGUUUUGUUGAAAACGUGAUCUCUUGA
Messenger RNA from Penicillium subrubescens, 570 nucleotides. RefSeq lists its product as uncharacterized. The transcript is spliced from 2 exons. Gene Ontology annotation, molecular function: metal ion binding. The record is from RefSeq and is a predicted model, not a curated record. Lineage: Eukaryota; Fungi; Ascomycota; Eurotiomycetes; Eurotiales; Aspergillaceae. The coding region runs from base 1 to 570 and encodes 189 amino acids.